GGGAUGUUCCAAUGGUUACGCAUAAUACACGCCUACAAAAACUCCCGAAACUGCAAGAGGACGACAAGAGAGGCAUUCAUUCUCGGUGGUAUGUCGAUUCUAUCCGGCUACACAUCAAUUGCUGAUCCCGAAUGUAGUGGUUAUCUAGAAUAAGAAGUGGAAUAUACUUCAGUUGAUUUAUGCACGAAAUUCGGGAGGAGUUUUAUUUGGUGUCCUGGACGUUUUUCAUCUAAGGGGGUGUUGACCAAUCAGACAGCUGCAUGUGGAAGGUCUCAGCCAAUGAUGGAGGCCUGGCCAGCAGCCUGGGUCCUACUUUUAAUGCUAAUCGCUGAUUGGCUGGAAGCGGCUCAAUCACGGGACUUCACAGUGAAGGACAUCAUCCUCCUCCAUGCAUCAACCACACCUUAUCCUGGAGGGUUCAAGUGCUUCACAUGUAAAGAUGCACCAGACAACUACCAAUGCAAUCGAUGGGCUCCGGACUUAUACUGCCCACGAGACAGCAGGUACUGCUACACCCGCCACAUGAUGGACGUCCAGGGGAACACCGUGUCUGUGACCAAACGCUGUGCGGCCCUGGACCACUGUCUGUCUACAGGCUGCACCCAGGACAACCACGAAGGAUACAAGGUCUGCACUGCUUGCUGUGAAGGAAACAUCUGUAACAUGCAGUUGCCAAGAAACAAGACUGACACCAUCUUUUCCACCACCUCUCCCCUCCACAGCAGUAACGGUCAACUCACUUACAACUGGCUGCUCACUGGCUGUCUGAGCUCUACCGUCAUCAGAGUCAUGCUAUCCAACAGCCUGUGACAUCUAACACUCCUACCGUCAUCAGAGUCAUGCUAUCCAACAGUCUGUGACAUCUAACACUCCUACCGUCAUCAGCAUAAUGCUAUCCAACAGUCUGUGACAUCUAACACUCCUACCGUCAUCAGCAUAAUGCUAUCCAACAGUCUGUGACAUCUAACACUCCUACCGUCAUCAGGGUCAUGCUAUCCAACAGUCUGUGACAUCUAACACUCCUACCGUCAUCAGGGUCAUGCUAUCCAACAGUCUGUGACAUCUAACACUCCUACCGUCAUCAGCAUAAUGCUAUCCAACAGUCUGUGACAUCUAACACUCCUACAGUCAUCAGGGUCAUGCUAUCCAACAGUCUGUGACAUCUAACACUCCUACAGUCAUCAGGGUCAUGCUAUCCAACAGUCUGUGACAUCUAACACUCCUACAGUCAUCAGGGUCAUGCUAUCCAACAGUCUGUGACAUCUAACACUCCUACAGUCAUCAGGGUCAUGCUAUCCAACAGUCUGUGACAUCUAACACUCCUACAGUCAUCAGGGUCAUGCUAUCCAACAGUCUGUGACAUCUAACACUCCUACAGUCAUCAGGGUCAUGCUAUCCAACAGUCUGUGACAUCUAACACUCCUUAUGCAUGGUAGAAGUAGAUCUGAGUUUGGUCACCAGAGAUGUUUUUGCGUUAUAAUUUUAUAUAGUUGCUCUUCUUUUGUUUAAUUUAUUUCUUUAUUUCUCUUUUUUUUUACCGAGACAGUAUUGAUGUACUCUUCUAGAUUUUGGCUUAUUGUAAGAAGUUCUCCUGUAUUAUAUUUCCUGGAUUUGUAUUCUAUGUGCAGUAUGUGAUAUAUGUACAUAGUAUUUAUUUUUAUAAUACAUUUAACAAUUCUUAAAUACCUGUCGUUAACAUUAGAUUCAGGUAGAAAGAAAAGUGAACUAGGUUGCAGUGCAGUGUUUUUGUUCCUGGAGUCUUGUGGUUGGUUGGUUGGUUGAUUUAGGCUGUGUGCCCAGCAUGCCCAUGAGACUGAUGACAGAUCAUUUCCUCUCAACCCAUUGUCUAUCUGGCGCUAGCUGUGGAAGAUAUGAUGUCAACCAUAACACUACAAUGUUGCAAUAUGUUUCUGUAUUUCUUACAGUUCUGUCCAAUAAAAAGGUUGGCACUUAUUGAUUGGCAUGUCUUUAGGAAGACGGUCUAAACAUCUUGUACAGAUCCCAUAUACCAGGUUUGGUAUACAUCAUGUUCAUCAUUAAAUGUAUUAUACCAGGUUUGGUAUACAUUGUGUUCAUCAUUAAAUGUAUUGUACCAGG
Messenger RNA from Coregonus clupeaformis (lake whitefish), 2097 nucleotides. Its product is annotated as ly6/PLAUR domain-containing protein 6-like. Lineage: Eukaryota; Metazoa; Chordata; Actinopteri; Salmoniformes; Salmonidae. The transcript is spliced from 5 exons. Gene Ontology annotation, molecular function: acetylcholine receptor inhibitor activity. Bases 280 to 810 code for a protein of 176 amino acids. The record is from RefSeq and is a predicted model, not a curated record. Gene Ontology annotation, biological process: positive regulation of canonical Wnt signaling pathway.